UUCUUCAUAAACCACAACAAGCUUCUUUCUGUACUACUACAUCAAAUAACUAGUGUUAAUUUCUUUGAUUAAAAAAACAAGCCAAAAUGUUUGGCAUCUUAAACAAGGGCCAAAAGAUCAAGGGAACUGUGGUGUUGAUGCCCAAAAAUGUUUUGGACUUCAACGCCAUAACCUCGAUCGGUAAAGGCGGUGUUCUUGACGCCGCCGGAAAUCUCAUCGGCGGACUUACCUCCAUUGUUGGUGGAGUUGUUGACACUGCCACUGCCUUCUUAGGCCGUAAUGUCUCUAUGCAGUUGAUUAGUGCUACCAAGACUGAUGCAAGUGGAAAGGGGCUAGUUGGAAAGGAAACAUUUUUGAACAAACAUCUUCCUCAAUUACCAACUUUGGGAGCAAGGCAAGAUGCAUUCAGUAUAAAUUUUGAAUGGGACACUGAUUUUGGAAUUCCAGGAGCAUUUUACAUAAGAAAUUAUACACAAGCUGAAUUCUUCCUUGUUAGUGUCACUCUUGAAGACAUUCCUAACCGUGAAACUGUUCAAUUUGUUUGCAAUUCGUGGGUUUACAACUUCAAAAACUACAAAAAGGACCGUAUCUUCUUCACCAAUGAUACAUAUCUUCCAAGUCAAACACCAGCUUCAUUACUUCACUAUAGAGCAGAAGAGUUAGACAAUCUAAGAGGAGAUGGAACAGGAGAACGCAAAGAAUGGGAAAGAAUCUAUGAUUAUGAUAUUUAUAACGAUUUGGGAAAUCCAGAUGGUGGUGACAAAUUUGUCCGUCCAGUACUCGGAGGGUCUAGCACCUAUCCCUAUCCUCGUAGGGUUAGAAGUGGCAGAAAACCAACUAGGAAAGAUCCUAAGAGUGAGAAACCAGGUGUAAUUUAUGUUCCAAGGGAUGAAAACUUUGGUCACUUAAAGUCCUCAGACUUUCUUAUUUAUGGAUUAAAAUCACUGUCUCAAGAUGUCUUGCCUCUAUUUCAAGCUGUAAUUUUUGACCUGAAUUUCACGCCUAAUGAGUUCGAUAGCUUCGACGAAGUGAGGGGACUUUUUGAAGGUGGAAUAAAACUUCCUACAGAUAUACUCAGCAAAAUUAGUCCCCUACCAGCCCUUAAAGAAAUCUUACGCACUGAUGGUGAACAAGUCCUUAAGUUUCCACCACCUCAUGUAAUCCAAGUUAGCAAAUCUGCAUGGAUGACUGAUGAGGAAUUUGGAAGAGAGAUGGUUGCUGGUGUAAACCCUUGUGUCAUUCGUCUUCUCCAAGAGUUUCCACCAAAAAGUACACUAGAUACAAUUGUCUAUGGUGAUCAAUCUAGUACAAUAACCAAAGAACACUUAGAGGUUAACCUUGGGGGACUUACCGUAGAAGAGGCACUUAAUGGAAAUAGAUUAUUCAUCUUAGAUUACCAUGAUGCAUUUAUGCCAUAUUUGGAGAGGAUAAACUUAACUGCAAAGGCUUAUGCCACUAGGACAAUCUUGUUCUUGAAAGAUGAUGGGACUUUGAAGCCAGUGGCCAUCGAAUUAAGUUUGCCACACUCAAAUGGAGUCCAAUAUGGUGCUGAAAGCAAAGUCUUCUUGCCUUCAGAUGUAGGUGAAGAAAGUACAAUAUGGUUAUUGGCCAAAGCUCAUGUAAUUGUAAAUGAUUCGUGCUAUCAUCAACUUAUAAGUCAUUGGUUGAAUACUCAUGCAACGAUUGAACCAUUCAUCAUAGCAACAAAUAGACAUUUAAGUGUUCUUCACCCAAUUAAUAAACUUUUAUAUCCUCACUACCGUGACACAAUAAAUAUCAAUGGACUUGCUCGUCAAGCUCUAAUCAAUGCUGAUGGCAUUAUAGAACAAACAUUUUUGCCUGGACCAAAUUCUGUUGAGAUUUCUUCAGCAGUUUACAAGAAUUGGGUUUUCACUGAUCAAGCAUUACCAGCCGAUCUAAUCAAAAGAGGAUUGGCUAUUGAGGAUUCAUCUUCCCCACACGGCCUUCGCCUCGUGAUACAGGACUACCCUUAUGCAGUUGAUGGACUAGAAAUAUGGGAUGCUAUUAAGACAUGGGUCCAAGAGUAUGCCUCCUUAUAUUAUCCAACAGAUGAGGCAGUGCAAAAGGACACUGAACUUCAAACUUGGUGGAAAGAAGCUGUAGAAAAGGGUCACGGUGACUUGAAAGACAAGCCAUGGUGGCCUAAAAUGCAAACACUUCAAGACUUAGUUCAAUCAUGCUCCAUUAUCAUAUGGACUGCUUCUGCUCUUCAUGCAGCUGUUAACUUUGGACAAUAUCCUUAUGGAGGAUAUAUCUUGAACCGUCCAACUCUUAGCAGAAGAUUUAUCCCUGAGAAAGGAACUCCAGAAUAUGAUGAGAUGGUGAAAAGUCCUCAAAAGGCAUACUUGAGAACAAUUACUCCAAAGUAUCAGACCCUUGUUGAUCUCUCUGUGAUUGAGAUACUGUCAAGACAUGCUUCUGAUGAGGUGUACUUAGGAGAGAGGGAUAGCAAAUUUUGGACAUCUGAUUCAAGGGCAGUACAAGCCUUCCAAAAGUUUGGAAGUAAACUAACUGAAAUUGAAGGGAAAAUCAUUGAGAGAAACAAAGAUUCUAGUUUGAAAAAUCGUUAUGGACCAAUACAAUUGCCCUACAAUUUGCUCCUUCGUUCAAGCGAGGAAGGUUUAACUUUCAGAGGAAUUCCCAACAGUAUCUCUAUUUGAGAGAAGAAGAAAAAAGUGUGUCGUUUUCUUAUCUAUUGUGCACUUGUGCUUUUCAAUAACAUCCAUGAUGAUUGUAUCUGUAUAAUAAUUAUUGUGUCUAUGUUUGUGCUACUGUUAUAUUUGGAAGCUCUUAUUUACAUAUAAUAAAGUGUGUCUCGUUUCCAUUA
Molecule: messenger RNA, 2848 nt
Organism: Cicer arietinum (chickpea)
Lineage: Eukaryota; Viridiplantae; Streptophyta; Magnoliopsida; Fabales; Fabaceae
Product: seed linoleate 9S-lipoxygenase
Biological process (GO): lipid oxidation
Molecular function (GO): metal ion binding; oxidoreductase activity, acting on single donors with incorporation of molecular oxygen, incorporation of two atoms of oxygen; protein binding
Source: RefSeq, a predicted model, not a curated record